AAAGUUGAACGUUUACUCGUCGAAAGCACACUCAAUCUAAAACUUUUAAUCGUUCAACAUGGUCUUCAAAUUUGUCGUUUUCUUCGCUGCUUUGGCUGCAGUCCAAGCAGGAAAUUUGCUGCAACCAGCCGUUUAUUCUUCUCCUUUGGCAUAUUCAGCACCCGUUGUUACUAAAGCCAUCGCACCAGCAACUUCUUACACCACCACCAGUACUUACACCACCCACGGAUCUCCGGUUUAUGCAAAAUCUUACGCCGCUCCUGUUGCUUAUAGUGCACCAAUCACCCAUGCUCCAGUAGCACCCGUUACUUAUAAUGCACCAAUAGCUCAUGCUCCAGUACCAGCUGUUGCUUAUAGCGCACCGAUUGCUCAUGCCCCAAUUGCUUACAGUGCUCCAAUAGCACACGCUCCAGUUUCUCCUGUAGCAGCGUAUGCCUACAAUGCUCCAAUUGCCCAUGCUCCAACUGUUGCAUAUUCUGCAGCUCCCGUUGUAACAAAAACAUAUGCUGCUGCUCCAGCUAUUGGAUACGCAGCUCCUAAUUGGUAAAAUUUUGAUUAUAAAAUGUUUAAUUGUAUUUUGUUGUACAUAAUAAAUACUGUAUGAAUUAA
Onthophagus taurus is the source of this 609-nucleotide messenger RNA. The record is from RefSeq and is a predicted model, not a curated record. NCBI's taxonomy places the organism in Eukaryota, Metazoa, Arthropoda, Insecta, Coleoptera, Scarabaeidae.